AUGAACUACUGGAUUAAGAAGCAAUUGGGAGCUCUGAAGGUAAUAAGCAAAGCCUGCAGCACCUACUUUAAAAAGCUUUUAAAGAAGCUUGAGGUGGAUAGUUCUUCUGUAAUAGAAAUAGAUUUUCUCCAUUCUGAUAUAUUUGAGGAGGUACUGAACUACAUGUACACAGCAAAGUUUUCUGUGAAAAAGGAAGAUGUUAACUUAAUGAUGUCUUCCGGUCAGAUCCUUGGCAUCCAGUUUUUGGAUAAACUCUGUUCUCAGAAGCGUGAUGUUUCUAGUCCCGAUGAAAGUAAUGGUCAGUCCAAAAGUAAGUAUUGCCUCAAAAUAAAUCGACCCAUCGGAGAUGCCACGGACACUAAGGAUGAUGACGUGGAAGAAAUUGGGGAUCAGGAUGACAGCCCUUCCGAUGACACAGUAGAGGGUAACCCCCCUCCGAGUCAGGACGACGGCAAAUCACCCACCACUACGCUCAGGGUGCAGGAGGCCAUCUUGAAAGAGCUGGGGAGCGAGGAGGUUCGGAAAGUCAAUUGCUACGGCCAGGAAUUGGAGUCCAUGAAGACCCCAGAGCCCAAAGAUUUGGGGUCGCACCCCCAAGCCUUAAUGUUCAAUGAAGGCAUGAGCGAGGUGAAAGACGAACAGACCCCGGGCUGGACCACAGCCGCCAGUGACAUGAAGUUCGAGUACCUGCUGUACGGCCACCAUCAGAAGCAGAUCGCCUGCCAGGCCUGCGGGAAGACCUUCUCCGACGAGGGCCGCCUGCGGAAGCACGGGAAGCUGCACAUGGCGGACAGGCCGUUUGUGUGCGAGAUGUGCACGAAGGGCUUCACCACGCAGGCCCACCUGAAGGAGCACCUGAAAAUCCACACGGGCUACAAGCCCUACAGCUGCGAGGUGUGCGGCAAAUCCUUCAUCCGCGCCCCAGACUUGAAGAAGCACGAGCGGGUGCACAGGAACGAGCGGGCCUUCGCAUGCCACAUGUAUGACAAAGCCUUCAAGCACAAGUCCCACCUCAAGGACCACGAGAGGCGGCACCGAAGGGAGAAGCCCUUCGUGUGCGGCUCCUGCACCAAGGCCUUCGCCAAGGCCUCGGAUCUGAAGCGGCACGAGAACAAUAUGCACAGCGAGAGGAAGCAAGUCACCCCCAGCGCCAUGAAGAGCGAGACGGAGCAGCUGCAGGAGGCUGCCAUGGCCGCAGAGGCCGAGCAGCAGCUGGAAACCAUUGCCUGCAGCUGUAGGUGCAAGUUCAGGAGGCUGUACCAGCCCGCCAGGACAUCGGUGGUCUUGGCUGAGGUCCGAGGCCCUCUCAUUUGGGCCCUGCGACUUGCACUGGCAGAGCUCUGCCACAUGGACCAGGGGGAAAGAGCAGACAAGGCCUCAGCGACAGGAUUCCCACAUGUGCAGCAGUUCCAGGAUUUCUGA
Messenger RNA from Fukomys damarensis (Damara mole-rat), 1422 nucleotides. Its product is annotated as zinc finger and BTB domain-containing protein 14-like. Gene Ontology annotation, cellular component: nucleus. Gene Ontology annotation, biological process: regulation of transcription by RNA polymerase II. The record is from RefSeq and is a predicted model, not a curated record. Lineage: Eukaryota; Metazoa; Chordata; Mammalia; Rodentia; Bathyergidae. Gene Ontology annotation, molecular function: DNA-binding transcription factor activity, RNA polymerase II-specific; protein binding; RNA polymerase II cis-regulatory region sequence-specific DNA binding.